AGUUCCUAGUGAUUCCAAUAACACUGUGGAGUAUCGUUGCGGUGGUUGCGGAAAGGUCGUAGUGUUCAACCCUCAUGAGCCUAUUCGUUGCAAAGAAUGCUCCUAUCGUAUUGUCUACAAAUCGCGAACGCAGAGAUGCAUUCAGUAUGAGGCAAACUAGACAUAAGACUUGUAGUUUAGAUACAUGUUUGUUCGAUAUACGUUGA
Molecule: messenger RNA, 206 nt
Organism: Blastocystis hominis
Lineage: Eukaryota; Bigyra; Opalinata; Blastocystidae
Exons: 3
Coding region: 75-206 (43 amino acids)
Source: RefSeq, a predicted model, not a curated record